AUGAGAAUCGGCUGUCUUCAGUUCGCGCCCCGGGUAGGCGAGUUUGAAAGUAACAAAUCCCGAGCUGAAGCUAUUCUUGCGCGAGCCGACCCUGAGGACCUCCAGAGCCUGGAUUUGCUUGUGCUCCCCGAGAUGGCUUUGAGCGGUUACAACUUCAAGUCUCGCGAGCACAUCGAGCCUCAUCUUGAGCCUACAACAGCAGGUCCCAGUGCUCAAUGGGCUCGUGAAAAGGCCCGUGAGUACGGCUGCACUGUCGCUGUUGGGUAUCCCGAAAAGGUUGAAGGAUUCGAGAGAGAGUACUAUAACUCUCUUGUAGUCGUUAACAGCCAGGGUGAGACACUGGCGAACUAUCGCAAGUCUUUUUUGUACUACACCGACGAGACUUGGGCACGGGAGGGCCAGGGCUUCUUCCGUGGGCCACUGGGUAAUUUCGGCCAGGUUGCUAUGGGAAUUUGCAUGGAUAUCAACCCGUACAAAUUCGAAGCGCCUUGGGAUGCUUACGAAUUCGGCUUUCACGUUCAGCGUUUACGCCCCAACCUGGUAAUCUUAUCGAUGGCGUGGCUGACGAACGACGACCGCACAAAGUUUCUCUCAAUGCCAGACAAGCCCGAUUUGUCGACAUUAAGCUACUGGGUCCAGCGGCUAACUCCCGUGCUACAUGACAAGAGCGGUGACGAGACCAUCGUCGUAUUCAGCAAUCGCUGUGGUAUCGAGGAUGACGCCACAUACGCCGGCACAAGCACUGUUCUGGGUAUCAAGAACGGCGAGGUGGUUAUCUACGGGAUCCUUGGCCGCAAUGUGGAGGAACUGUUGGUCGUGGACACGCGGGAUUUGCCGAUGGGGGAACUCGUUACCCGAUCUACGACUUCGGUGGAGGAUGAGGAUAGCGAAGCUGAGGAGACUAAUCACCGGCCGGGAGCUGAGCCACGGAGGCCAUCGGCAAAUAGUGAAGGGAGUGGUCGGGGAGUGGACUCGCCCACUCUACCGCCCAGCAACUCGAGAUCAUCUGCUGGAGGACACACCCACGCCACUGCUCAGCAAGCGAAUAUGAAUAUCAACGGUCAGCGGAAUCUCGAGACUCCUAGCCCAAGGAGCAACGCUCUCUCGGCGCGGCCAAAGCUAUCAGCUCGCAAACACGAGCUCAUGGUAUUCCCCUCCACCGGGCUCACUGCCGCCUUGGUCAAGGGUAGGAAGCCCUUUAUCGGAUUCAGGGCUCCUCCGUACAGGAGGGGACGGCGCCAUUCCGAUUGUUUUGAGUCCGAGUGUACUUGA
Thermochaetoides thermophila DSM 1495 is the source of this 1272-nucleotide messenger RNA. RefSeq names its product putative N-terminal asparagine protein. The coding region runs from base 1 to 1272 and encodes 423 amino acids. NCBI's taxonomy places the organism in Eukaryota, Fungi, Ascomycota, Sordariomycetes, Sordariales, Chaetomiaceae. The transcript is spliced from 5 exons. Gene Ontology annotation, molecular function: protein-N-terminal asparagine amidohydrolase activity; protein-N-terminal glutamine amidohydrolase activity. Gene Ontology annotation, biological process: protein catabolic process. The record is from RefSeq and is a predicted model, not a curated record.